UUCUUUUUUGUUUUGAAGUCACAUCGAAAGGGAGAGAUGGUUCUUUCGCCUGGAGGAAUCCAAUUGGAGGCGACCCAGAUCUCCAUUUUUUGUUUUGUUAUUUCCAAUUUCAACUAUACGAAGUAAACGCUCCCCAAGAAGAAAUUUUGUUAUUUAAAACAACUUCCGGUUCUCUCUCCUCAGCGACGAGGCAUUGAUAUCUUCCAUUGGCGAAAAAGUUUAUGUAAGCGAAUGAUGUUUCGCAUACACAGUGAAGACUUCGAUUAUAAGCUGGGGCGAUUGUGAAUGGAGCUGUUAUCUUUCGAUUUUCUUUUCCACCCCUUUUUUUCUGAUUGAUUACCCACUUGAAUUUCAAAUGAAAUUUUCUUUCCAUACCAAUUAGUUGGAUGGAAAGUGAUGUAUUGAGCUAUUAGUUUUGCGAAAGAAGUAUUCAGAACAGCUUCUGCGAGAAACUGAGUUAGGGAAGAAAUCCUUUCGAUUGAUGGAUCGAGAAGAAAGGAAUCCCCAAAGUGGCGGCGUUGUCACGAGUCGAGUAGAAGCCGAGGAGCCCAAGACCGCCGCCGAUUUGGUCAAUGGCGAAAAGAUUGAGACCACCAUUGUGAUAAUCCCAGAAGGCGAUGCCUCCGCCGGCGGCGACAGGGAAGCUCACGGAGGUACGGCGACUGGGUUCGGCUCCGGUGGAGAAGCAGUAGCAAAUGUUGAUCGAGAAACAAGCGAGUGUUUGAACCUGAACCCUUCAGAAACUGUGUUGGUGAUAGAUUCAGAUGGGGUUGCUUCUGGAGGUGAAGAUGGAGAAUCGCUCGCGAAGAAUAAUGGAACGGGGUUGAGGAAGGAUUCAGAGAAGAUGAAUAUAAAGUCAAAGAUGUCAGAGGCGAAGUACAAUCCGCUGUUGACAAAUGUAAAGCCAAAAGGAGGGAAAGCGUUUGUUGAAGACUGGAAUAGAGAAAGGGUCUGUAGGAUCUGCCAUUUGGCUUCUGACCAAGCUUCUGAGCCCAAAACUGGGACCAGUACUUCAGAAUUGAUUCAACUUGGUUGUGACUGCAAGGACGAGCUAGGAAUUUCUCAUAGUCACUGUGCCGAGGCAUGGUUUAAGCUGAAAGGAAACAGAAUGUGCGAAAUUUGUGGCGAGACCGCAAAAAAUGUCGAAGGAGUCGGGGACAACAGAUUUAUGGAGGAGUGGAACGAGGGAAGGUCAGCUGAUAGCAAUGGAAACUCAUCAAACAGGGUUGAGGGAUGUUGGAGGAGACAGCCAUUCUGUAACUUUUUGAUGGCAUGUCUGGUAAUAGCUUUUGUUCUCCCAUGGUUUUUCCGCAUAAACAUUUUCUAGCGGAGUGUUGAUGUCGAAUGAUAGAAAGCAUUCCUCUUUCCCGAUUGUCGUUCUCGUUUUCCUUUUUUCCUUUGCUCGAAUGCUUGUCGAACCCUGUAAAUCUUACAAUCUUGCCAAACAGUACAGUUUCUGCAACAUCUGCCUUGAGAAUUGCUCGAAUA
Momordica charantia (bitter melon) is the source of this 1488-nucleotide messenger RNA. RefSeq lists its product as uncharacterized. Gene Ontology annotation, molecular function: zinc ion binding. Lineage: Eukaryota; Viridiplantae; Streptophyta; Magnoliopsida; Cucurbitales; Cucurbitaceae. The record is from RefSeq and is a predicted model, not a curated record.